UCGCGUCCAGAGUCGCAUCGAGCUCCGGGCCAGCCCUUUCCGUACAGCAACAUGGCCGCUCCCAUGUUUAAAGGAGGAGAAGGAUCUCUCUAGUCUUUGCUGGGGACUGCGUGUUCGGUUUUUAAUCCAGAUUCGUUGUACGGAGAUACUGAUUGCCGGGGAGAAUUUAGAAGAGGAUUGUCAGCUUUUCUGGCGUGGAGAGAGAACGGGAGAUCUGGUGGAUAAGAAGAUCCAAAGAUGAACAGAGUUACUACAUACUUGUGAAAGUGUCUCUAACACAAGCUAUUUUGGAAUUACAGUUUUGUUCCUCAUUUCAAAGUCUUUCAUGAAAAGAGACUAUGUCUGUUGUGCACCAGCUAUCAUCUGGAUGGCUGCUGGAUCAUCUUGCCUUCAUCAAUAACAUUGAUUACCAACUCUGCCAGCAUGAACCAACUUCCGGUAAUACUGUACACAUUUCAUCUCCUCGCUGUGGUUCUUCUAAUGCAACUUCUACAUCAUCUAUUGAACUUUCUGCUAAAUCGAUGACCUCUGAGCCUGCCACAAAACCAGGGAUUAAUGAAAGAAAAAGGAAUGAAGCAUUAUUGCAAAAAUACACAUUUAGAACUGAACUGUUUCAUGUUACUAAACCCUAUGUAACAAUGGCUGAUUGCAUGGAAUUUCAGCAAGGAAAUAAAAUAGAGGCUCAACAAGAUGGCAGUAUCAAGCUUGAGAAGCAAAAACAUAUUAAAGGCAAAGAUUCUAUUUCUGCUGUUAGGAAGAAAGGUAAAAGAGUUAUUCCCUUCAAUCAAGGUGAAUUGGAUGCUAUGGAAUACCAUACAAAAAUCAGGGGACUGAUUUUGGAUGGUACCACACAGUUAGUCCAAGAAGGCCUGAAAAGUGGUUUUCUUUACUCAGUUUCAGAAAAACUGGACAAUGGUAACAAGGCUAUUACUAUGGGACUUGAUAACUGUGGUUUGGCUGAACUAUGUGACAUGGCUAAACAAUUGUCUUUGGUGAAUGAAAAUGAACUUGAUACAGUACAAUUGAUAGAGGCAGAUAUAUCUGUUCCAGAACAGGAUGUAUUUUCACGAAUUACCCAAAACAGCUCAAACUUUACAAAGAUGAUUAUUCUAAUGGGAGAGAAAUACCUGUUGCCACCAAAAAGCAGCUUCCUUUUAUCUGAUCUUUCUUGUAUGCAACCACUUCUGAAUUAUGGGAAAAAAUAUGAUGUAAUUGUGAUCGAUCCACCAUGGCCGAACAAAUCUGUUAAAAGAAGCAAACGGUACAAUUAUUUAUCUUCUUGGCAAAUAAAACAAAUACCUGUCCCCGAACUGGCUGCUCCAAACUGUCUUGUGGUCACUUGGGUCACCAAUCGACAGAAGCACCUACAGUUUGUAAAAGAUGAGCUUUAUCCCUAUUGGUCUGUGGAAACACUUACUGAAUGGCAUUGGGUGAAAAUCACAAGGUGUGGAGAGUUUGUCUUCCCAUUAGAUUCUCCACACAAAAAGCCUUAUGAAGGUCUGGUCCUGGGGAGAAUUCAAGGAAAAACCGUUUUGCCAUUAAGGAACCCAGAAAUGAAAGUGCUUCCAAUUCCAGACCACAAAUUAAUUGUCAGUGUGCCCUGUACCCUUCAUUCACACAAACCUCCUCUUACAGUCAGUGUCAGGAAUUUUGUGGAAUGUAUCCUACAUGUGCAAUUUUACAAAAUGAAAACUGCUGUGCUUUUUAAAAGAAAAUCAGAUAUUUCUGAAUUACUGAAAAGUUCUAAAAGACUAUAUCAUGCCAGAUGCCGAAUGUUUGGAAUUGUUUGCUCGAAACUUACAGCCGGGAUGGACUAGCUGGGGAAAUGAAGUUCUUAAAUUUCAACAUAUUGAUUAUUUCAUUACUCCAGAGAUUAGAAACUGACCAUAAUCUUCUUGACUAAAGUAAUCGAUCUCUGUGUCUCCCCCAUAUCCUCUAAAGUGACCUACCCUACUAUGCCUUUUACUAGUAGUUAAAUGCUUAGAUAUUUAAAUAGUACUCAGUUGUUGUAUAACAAAAUGCAUUGUAGUGACCAGUCUUUGUAUUCAUUGAGGAUGAAUUUAACUUCCAUUUAAGAAGGUUAAGAAGAAAAAAAAAGUUACUAAUAAACUCGAGGUGUCUUAAAAACCAAACAAAAUAUAGACACAUCUCUGGGAUACAAUUAUAGGAUCAAAAAUGUUCUAGCAACUGCCAAGUACAUUGAGGUUUAUGCCAUAUUCUUUGGGGUUUCCAUAUUCAGGGUCUCUUGUCAGGAUCUCUUGACAACAGAAGGGAAUAGUUUCUUUCUUUGGGCUCAUUUUAAGAAAAUUUGUUUUUCAGAAAAUAAUAAAUAUAUGUUUAAAAAAAU
Sarcophilus harrisii (Tasmanian devil) is the source of this 2347-nucleotide messenger RNA. RefSeq names its product methyltransferase like 4 (gene METTL4). Bases 339 to 1817 code for a protein of 492 amino acids. The transcript is spliced from 11 exons. Lineage: Eukaryota; Metazoa; Chordata; Mammalia; Dasyuromorphia; Dasyuridae. Gene Ontology annotation, molecular function: site-specific DNA-methyltransferase (adenine-specific) activity; nucleic acid binding; RNA methyltransferase activity. Gene Ontology annotation, cellular component: RNA N6-methyladenosine methyltransferase complex; cytosol; nucleus. The record is from RefSeq and is a predicted model, not a curated record.